AUGGCAUUUACUUUCGUCGCCGUUGCGUACAUUGCAGCUUUAAUUUUAACGGCUUUGUUGAUAUUCUUUGCAAUUUGGCAUAUCAUUGCCUUUGACGAAUUAAAAAAUGAUCACAAAAAUCCGAUCGAUCAAUGUAAUUCAUUAAAUCCAUUAGUUCUACCAGAAUAUAUUACACAUGGAAUUAUUAAUAUUCUAUUCUUAUUUGGCUAUGAAUGGAGAUCACUUAUAAUUAACAUGCCAUUAAUAGCGUACCACAUAAAUCGAUUUCGCACACGACCACUGCGAGAUGGACUUGGAUUAUAUGAUCCAACGACAAUUGUGAGUCAACAACAACUUUCAAAAGCAACACGAGAAGGCUGGAUUAAACUUGGCUUUUAUAUGAUUACAUUUUUUUAUUAUUUAUAUUGUAUGAUUGCUGAACUAAUCCAGUGA
Didymodactylos carnosus is the source of this 432-nucleotide messenger RNA. NCBI's taxonomy places the organism in Eukaryota, Metazoa, Rotifera, Eurotatoria, Philodinida, Philodinidae. The record is from the annotation of a GenBank genome assembly.